AUGGCAUCAACAAAUCCAGAUAACGUACAGACCGCAAAUUCCUUUUCAGUGCUGUUUGUUUGCCUUGGCAACAUUUGUAGAAGCCCAGCAGCUGAAGGCGUGUUCAGAUACCUUGUCAAGGAAAGAAGCCUCGAUUCCAAGUUCUACAUCGACUCGGCUGGUACCAUCAAUUACCACGAGGGCGGUCCAGCCGAUCCAAGAAUGAGGGCAGCCGCAAAAGGGCGUGGGGUUGAGAUAACUUCCAUAUCAAGGCCGAUAAGGCCGUCAGAUUUCAGGGAUUUUGAUCUUAUUCUUGCAAUGGACAAGCAAAAUAGAGAGGAUAUACUCGAGGCAUUUGAGAGGUGGAGGCACAGAGAGACGUUGCCAGCUGACGCAGAUAAGAAGGUUCGGUUAAUGUGUUCGUACUGCAAGAAGCAUGAUGAAACUGAAGUGCCUGACCCCUACUAUGGUGGGCCGCAAGGUUUUGAGAAGGUUCUGGAUUUGCUUGAAGAUGCUUGUGAGUCACUCCUCGAAAGUAUUGUAGCUGAGGACAGUCGUAUUCUGGAUUCUUAG
Molecule: messenger RNA, 552 nt
Organism: Fraxinus pennsylvanica
Lineage: Eukaryota; Viridiplantae; Streptophyta; Magnoliopsida; Lamiales; Oleaceae
Source: the annotation of a GenBank genome assembly